AUGUACCGCAGCCGCCGCCCCGCGCCCCUGAACAUGGACCACCUGCCCCGGCGGCCCCGGCCGACGUCGAGGGGCGAGAGCGCGGAGGCCGAGGGCGCGGAGGCCGCGGGCGCCCAGGCGGUCGUUGGCCUGCCCCGCCAGGCCAAGGGCACAGCGACGCUGCGCGAGAAGCACGCGCUGGCCGCCGUCCCCACGUCGGCGGACUGCGGGAGCGCGUCGUCCCUCGGCGGGACGGACGAGUCGAGGAGAGUACUUCUUCCAGCGAGCUCCAUACGCCGGUCAACGUGCCUGCCAUGCAACUCAAGGUGCCCGAGGGCCGCCAGCCCUGCGCGGUGUACCGCCGCGAGCCCCUCCUGCCGCUCGACGGCCUGCCGCCGCAGGCGCUGCACGAGGCGAGCUGCUGCAGCGCCGCGGGGCCCGGGGCGACCGAGGCCCGCGGGCCCCGCGCGUCAGAGCACGGCGAGCACGGCGAGCACUCGCCGCUCGACGGGGCCCUGCGGCGGGCGCGGCGCGGCCGCGGGGGCGGGCGAGGCGUGGCGGGGAGCCGCGGCGCGGCGGCGGGGGCCCCCCCCGCGCCCCGCACGGCGUGCUGCCUCGAGCCCGGCUCGCCGCUCGACGGCAUGCUGCUGGGGGCGAAGCUCGGAGGAGAGCGCCCUCGGCCGCUUGAGGGGCUGA
Prorocentrum cordatum is the source of this 675-nucleotide messenger RNA. The record is from the annotation of a GenBank genome assembly. Lineage: Eukaryota; Dinophyceae; Prorocentrales; Prorocentraceae.